GUGAAUUGGAGCAGCGAUUGGCUUGCGGAGGUUGUUGGUGAGACAGCUGGAAUGGCUUGGGCUCCCGAAGCUAUCUGGGAUGCAGAUGCAGAGAAAUAUCUCGUUUAUUGGUCAUCAAGAUUCUAUGAUGCGGACGACACUGCUGUACGUCCUGGUAUCUCCCCUCCGUUACCUGUCCUAAUGUAUAUACAUAGCACACUGGAACAGCUACAGAGGACCGUAUCGUAUCCGCCUACACUUCCGACUUCCGAACGUUCACUGAAGCGAUGGAUUACAUCGUCAUACCUGGCACUCCCCAUCAUCGACCUCACAAUCCUCCCUCUCUCUGAUGGUGAAUACAUCCGGUUUAUCAAGAACGAGACGGUUCUUCAUGUAUGGGCCGAGCGUUCCAAUGGCGGUCUCUUUGGAACCUGGACGAAGAUCGGAGAUGGAUAUGUUAACCCGUAUGUGACUGAGGGGCCGCUCGCGUUCCAUGACAAUGAGGGAUAUGUACCGCAGUAUACCGAUGAUGGGGGUGUUACUUGGGUGAACGGGGACAGGAGUAACUUCCCUGCUUUGACGAAGCAUGGUGUGGUUGUGCCGGUGAACCAGACGCAGUAUGAUGCUAUUGAGGCGAAAUGGGUGUAGAGUCUUGUAUGUGAGAGUUAAUCGGAUAACCCAGAAUGCCUUUUGAACCGUGGGCCAGGAACUUGUUCAAGGAACAGGCUAGUAUUUCGACCUUGGUAAUGUAAUACCCGUUAGCUGCCAUUGUGAUGGCUUGCACCUAUAGUACCUUGCAAUUAUUGCUUGCA
Messenger RNA from Desarmillaria tabescens, 791 nucleotides. RefSeq lists its product as uncharacterized. NCBI's taxonomy places the organism in Eukaryota, Fungi, Basidiomycota, Agaricomycetes, Agaricales, Physalacriaceae. The coding region runs from base 52 to 627 and encodes 191 amino acids. The transcript is spliced from 2 exons. The record is from RefSeq and is a predicted model, not a curated record.